AUGUCGAGAUAUUCUCGAAUAUUUCUUCGACCAAAAGAUUCAUGGACCAUCGAAUCAAGCUCCAAAAUAUCUACCAGCGUAGAACCAGGCAGUUCAAGUAGUCCCGGGUUCUCGUAUCCACCCAGUAGCUUGCCUUCGCAUGAUCCAGAUUCUCCUUACGCCAUGUCGUCGCCCGCACCCCAUCCAUAUACGCUCGGCGCUGCGAUACGCUCUCCCAUUGAGACAUCAAGUAGAGAGGGUACAAAUACCACAAAUCACGAUCAAGCACCUACCAACACCAGUGAUUACCACAACAUUACCGAAAAACCUCCAGAAAGUCCUGGCAUGGGUGUUCAAUACCCGCGAAACGAGAUUCCCAUAUCCUCCAACGAUUCCCGUUCGCCACCACGACCUCUACACCUACGUCCAGCGAUCCUUCUUUUUAUUUUCCUUCCAGUGCCGCCGCUAUUAUCUUUAAUUUAUAUGAUUAUCGGCCAUGCUAUCCUUCGAGCUUCCAAAUCAUCACCGGACUCCAUAUUUCAAUCUCCCCUUUUAUCUUCCAUAGAGGCAGGUGCUACAGGCGGAGUUAUCCUGUCGUUGCCUAUAGCUCUUCUACUUUACAUUCUGGUCAUUCCUUCAAGGCCUACCACUGCUCCAGAGGAUUUUUUCGACGACGAUAACUCCAGUACGUUGAGACAAGCGAGGUACAUCCGACGUUUGGGUUACGUUGUAUCGGCUCUUCUCGUUUUGUGCAUAGGUGGCCUGGCAGGCCCGCUUGGAGUAACAUGCCUAUCGAACGGAACAUUGGACUCCUUCGUUGGCAAUAAGAAACUUCUUAGCACAGGCGCCGCCGCCGCCGCCGGAUUCCUUGGGGGAGUCAUCAUAACCUUUGGCGCGUUGACGCUAUGUAUCAUUGGCAUGGCUACAUGGACAAUUUCGAUGCGACGCAAACAUCAACGAGCAUCCUAA
Psilocybe cubensis is the source of this 948-nucleotide messenger RNA. RefSeq lists its product as uncharacterized. The transcript has a single exon. The coding region runs from base 1 to 948 and encodes 315 amino acids. NCBI's taxonomy places the organism in Eukaryota, Fungi, Basidiomycota, Agaricomycetes, Agaricales, Agrocybaceae. The record is from RefSeq and is a predicted model, not a curated record.